GAGUCAGUUGUGUGGAGGUGGCAGCGGCGCAGCUCUGGCUGGCACGCGGCUCCGGCUGGCACACAGCGGCCCCAGCCCUUGUCCGGCAGCGCACCGAGCCCCGGCACACAGGGCUCCACAGAACCACCGGGACCGGCCGCUUCACCUCAGAGAGAGUCCGUGGGCCCGCCGACACCCACCCUGCCCUGGGAGCCAGCCGAGCCCCCAGCAGCACACACUGACAGGCAGGCUCCAUCCCCACGCCGAGCACUGCAGGGCCUCACGCCCCGGGCAUGACAAGCAGCUGCCCCAUGUGCUGACAGCGAGGCUGUAGGGCUGCCCGGUACCCCACAUGCCUCUGUCCCACGGAGCUGCCUGCCCCCCAUCGCGCCCGGCUGCCCCCCGUGCUGCAGCCACCAUGGGCGAAGCGCCCGAGCCGUCCUCGCAGGCAUCGCUGGCCGUCCUCUCCAAGGUGGAGCUGCGGGUGAGCUGCAGGCACCUCCUGGACCGCGACACCCUCAACAAGUCAGACCCCUGCGUCCUGCUGCUCAUGCAGUCCCAGGGCCAGUGGGUGGAGGUGGACCGCAGCGAGGUCAUCAAGAGCAACCUGAACCCCGUCUUCGCCAAGAUCUUCACGGUGGAUUACUACUUCGAGGAGGUGCAGAAGCUGCGCUUCGAAGUGUACGACAGCCACGGGCAGGCCGGUGUGGGCGCGCACGACGAUGACUUCCUGGGGGGCAUGGAGUGCACUGUGGGGCAGAUCGUGGCGCAGAAGCGGGUGACGAAGCCACUGUUCCUCAAAUAUGGGAAGUUUGCGGGGAAAUCCACCAUCACGGUCAUCUCCGAGGAGAUCUCGGGGAACAACGGCUACGUGGAGCUGGCCUUUAGGGCCAAGAAGCUGGAUGACAAGGACCUUUUCAGCAAGUCUGACCCCUUCCUGGAGAUCUACCGCAUCGACGACGACAGCAGUGAGCAGCUGGUGUACCGCACUGAGGUGGUGAAGAACAACCUGAGCCCCAUCUGGGAGCCCUUCAAGGUCUCUCUGAACUCCCUCUGCAGCUGUGAGGAGAAGAGGAAGCUGAGGUGCGUCGUGUGGGACUACGACUCACGGGGAAAGCACGACUUCAUCGGCGAGUUCUUCACCACCUUCGAGGAGAUGCAGAAGGCAAUGGGGGAGAACAAGGUGCAGUGGGAGUGCAUGAACCCCAAGUACAAAAUCAAGAAGCGCAACUACAAGAACUCGGGGGUCGUGGUGCUGCUGGACCUGAAGAUCCACAGGGUCUACUCCUUCCUGGACUACAUCAUGGGCGGCUGCCAGAUCCACUUCACGGUGGCCAUCGACUUCACGGCCUCCAACGGAGACCCCCGCAACAGCUGCUCCCUGCACUACAUCAACCCCUACCAGCCCAACGAGUACCUCAAGGCGCUCGUGGCGGUGGGCGAGAUCUGCCAGGACUAUGACAGUGAUAAGAAGUUCUCCGCUCUGGGCUUUGGUGCGCGGAUCCCCCCCAAGUACGAGGUCUCCCACGACUUCGCCAUCAACUUUAAUCCUGACAACGACGAGUGUGAGGGCAUCCAGGGCGUGGUGGAGUCCUACCAGAGCUGCCUGCCCAAAAUCCAGCUGUAUGGCCCCACCAAUGUGGCCCCCAUCAUCACUAAGGUGGCCCGCGUGGCGGCUGACGAGGAGCGCACCAAGGAGGCGUCGCAAUACUUCAUCCUGCUGAUCCUGACGGACGGCGUGGUGACAGACAUGGCGGACACGAGGGAGGCCAUUGUCCGCGCCUCCUACCUGCCCAUGUCCAUCAUCAUCGUGGGGGUGGGCAACGCCGACUUCACCGACAUGCAGAUCCUGGACGGUGACGACGGCAUCCUGCGCUCCCCCCGGGGUGAGCCCGUGCUGCGUGACAUCGUCCAGUUCGUCCCCUUCCGUGACUUCAAGAACGCAUCCCCGACCGCGCUGGCCAAGUGCGUGCUGGCCGAGGUGCCCAAGCAGGUGGUGGAGUACUACAGCUACAAGGCCUUCCCCCCGCGCUGCCCCCAGCCCCACACCCCCGACUCCAGCCUGGGCUCGCCCCAGUGAGUGUGCCUGCAUGGGGAUGGGGACAGCCCCGGUGCCUCUGCAGGAUGCUGUGCCGUGUCAUUUGGGGGUGGCGGAGUCCGCAACUCCCCGUGUCCCCACUCCAUCCCCUGCUGUCCCUGUGGUCCCUGUGCUCCGUGCUUGUCUGUCUCCUUGUUGUUUUGAGGCUGCAUGACAAACCCAUCCUUGGGCCAAUAAAGCAAGCUGCCCUUUC
Molecule: messenger RNA, 2270 nt
Organism: Gallus gallus (chicken)
Lineage: Eukaryota; Metazoa; Chordata; Aves; Galliformes; Phasianidae
Gene: CPNE7
Product: copine VII
Exons: 16
Coding region: 332-2059 (575 amino acids)
Biological process (GO): cellular response to calcium ion
Cellular component (GO): plasma membrane
Molecular function (GO): calcium-dependent phospholipid binding
Source: RefSeq, a predicted model, not a curated record